ACGUCCAUGGCAACACUGAGAAUGACUUCCUUAUUUUCACCAGACACCCUCCUAUGAGAGGACCCACGUCGGACGGUCUGAACGCUGUCUCCCCCCCAGGCCAGCAUGGCAGGGUUCAAGCGAGGGUACGACGGGAAGAUUGCGGGCUUGUACGACCUGGAUAAGACCCUGGGCCGGGGCCAUUUCGCGGUGGUCAAGCUCGCCAGGCACGUCUUCACGGGCGAGAAGGUGGCCGUGAAAGUUAUCGACAAGACCAAACUGGACACGCUGGCCACUGGCCACCUUUUCCAGGAAGUGAGGUGCAUGAAGCUGGUGCAGCACCCCAACAUCGUGCGCCUCUACGAGGUGAUCGACACCCAGACCAAGCUGUACCUCAUUCUGGAACUCGGGGACGGAGGGGACAUGUUCGACUACAUCAUGAAGCACGAGGAGGGGCUCAAUGAGGACCUGGCCAAGAAGUACUUCGCGCAGAUAGUCCACGCCAUCUCCUACUGCCAUAAGCUCCACGUGGUCCACAGAGACUUGAAGCCGGAGAACGUGGUCUUCUUUGAGAAGCAGGGCCUCGUGAAGCUGACGGACUUCGGUUUCAGCAACAAGUUCCAGCCGGGCAAGAAGCUCACCACCAGCUGCGGGUCCCUGGCCUACUCCGCUCCGGAGAUCCUGCUCGGCGACGAGUACGACGCGCCCGCAGUAGAUAUAUGGAGCCUGGGGGUGAUCCUGUUCAUGCUGGUGUGCGGGCAGCCGCCCUUCCAGGAGGCCAACGACAGCGAGACGCUGACGAUGAUCAUGGACUGCAAGUACACGGUCCCGGCUCACGUGUCCAAAGAGUGUAAAGACCUGAUCACCCGGAUGCUGCAGCGAGACCCCAAGAGGAGGGCCUCCUUGGAGGAGAUCGAAAACCACCCGUGGCUUCAGGGAGUGGACCCGUCGCCCGCCACCAAGUACAACAUCCCCCUGGUGUCGUACAAGAACCUCUCGGAGGAGGAGCACAACAGCAUCAUCCAGCGCAUGGUGCUCGGGGACAUAGCCGACCGGGACGCCAUCGUCGAAGCCCUGGAGACCAACCGGUACAACCACAUCACGGCCACGUACUUCCUGCUCGCCGAGAGGAUCCUGAGGGAGAAGCAGGAGAAAGAGAUACAGACCCGGUCCGCCAGCCCCAGCAACAUCAAGGCCCAGUUUAGGCAGUCGUGGCCCACCAAGAUCGACGUGCCCCAGGACCUGGAGGACGACCUCACGGCCACGCCGCUGUCCCACGCGACUGUCCCUCAGUCGCCCGCUCGGGCCGCCGACAACGUCCUCAACGGCCACCGGAGCAAAGGCCUGUGUGACCCGGCGAAGAAGGACGACCUGCCCGAGCUGGCCGGGCCGGCCCUGGCCGCGGCGCCGCCGGCCAGCCUGAAACCCGCGGCCAGCGGGCGGAAGUGCCUGUUCCGGGUGGAAGAGGACGAAGAGGAAGACGAGGAGGACAAGAAGCCCGUGUCCCUCUCCACGCAGGUGGUGCUGCGCCGCAAGCCCUCGGUGACCAACCGCCUGACGUCGAGGAAGAGCGCGCCGGUCCUGAACCAGAUCUUCGAGGAGGGCGAGUCGGACGACGAGUUCGACAUGGAUGAGAACCUGCCGCCCAAGCUGAGCAGGUUGAAGAUGAACAUCGCGUCCCCGGGGACGGUGCACAAGCGCUACCACCGCAGGAAAAGCCAGGGCCGCGGCUCCAGCUGCAGCAGCUCGGAGACCAGCGACGACGACUCGGAGAGCCGCCGGCGGCUCGACAAGGACAGCGGCUUCCCCUACUCCUGGCACCGCCGGGACAGCAGCGAGGGGCCGCCGGGCAGUGAGGGCGACGGCGGCGGCCAGAGCAAGCCGAGCCCCGGCAGCGGCGGCGCGGACAGGGCCAGCCCCGGCGAGGGCGGCGCGGGCGGGGGCGGCGCGUCGGGAGGCUCAGGCGGCGCCCCGGGCGGCACGUCGGGCAGCGCACGCCGCUGCGCCGGCCCCGCCAACUCCAGCGCCACGCAGCUGGCAGCCCGCAGCGCCGGGGAGCUGGUGCAGAGCCUCAAACUCAUGGGCCUGUGCCUGGGCUCCCAGCUGCACGGGGGCGCCAAGUACAUUAUCGACCCGCAGCACGGCCUGACCUUCUCCAGCGUCAAGGUGCAGGAGAAGUCCUCGUGGAAGAUGUGCAUCAGCUCUGCCGGGAACGCGGGCCAGGCGCCGGCGGUGGGCGGCAUCAAGUUUUUCUCCGACCACGUGGCGGCCAGCACGGCCGAGCUAGAACGGAUAAAGAGCCAGAACCUGAAAAAUAACGUGCUCCAGCUACCUCUGUGCGAAAAGACCAUCUCUGUGAACAUCCAGCGGAACCCUAAGGAGGGGCUGCUGUGCGCCUCCAGCCAGGCCAGCUGCUGCCACGUCAUCUGACCGCGGGGCGGCCGCCGGACGCUUCCUGCCGGGAGCGGCGAGGACCCCCCUUCGCUGCGUCCUUCCCGGCCGUGCUGUUCUGCAGUGGGCAGUUAUUUAUUACUUUCCCAUUUGUUCGCCUGGCGCCGUGACAAUGCAUGGUCUUUGUGCAUGCUGCUGCUGGACACCACCUUCCCUCUCCAGCCCAACAGUCUGCUGUGUCAUUUUUACAUUCAUGGUUUUAAUGUGGGUGACCAGGAGUCAAAAUUAAAAUGUAUAUUUGGAACCCAAUGUCAGUGGAGCACUUAGAAAUUUCACGUUCCGCACUUAACCUAGAGAGAGGAGAAAAGGCUUUUGUUUCCUUGUUGAAAAAUCUAAAUUCCUGUCCUGACCUUCCGGUGAUACGGAAACUCUGUGCUCUGAGGCACACUCUGGUGUCCGAGACAGAACCAAAGCAAUAACGGUGU
Messenger RNA from Phyllostomus discolor (pale spear-nosed bat), 2855 nucleotides. RefSeq names its product SNF related kinase (gene SNRK). Gene Ontology annotation, molecular function: tau-protein kinase activity; protein serine/threonine kinase activity; ATP binding. The transcript has 5 exons. Gene Ontology annotation, cellular component: cytoplasm. The record is from RefSeq and is a predicted model, not a curated record. Gene Ontology annotation, biological process: protein phosphorylation; microtubule cytoskeleton organization; intracellular signal transduction. Lineage: Eukaryota; Metazoa; Chordata; Mammalia; Chiroptera; Phyllostomidae. Bases 106 to 2409 code for a protein of 767 amino acids.